Saccoglossus kowalevskii is the source of this 2055-nucleotide messenger RNA. RefSeq names its product mucin-19-like. Lineage: Eukaryota; Metazoa; Hemichordata; Enteropneusta; Harrimaniidae. The record is from RefSeq and is a predicted model, not a curated record.
AUGUCUAGCCUGUAUGCAGGUGUGAGGAUAUCGGCUGGUAUCUACUGUAUGUCUAGCCUGUAUGCAGGGGUGGAGAUAUCGACUGGUAUCUACUGUAUGUCUAGCCUGUAUCCAGGGGUGGGGAUAUCGGCUGGUAUCUACUGUAUGUCUAGUCUGUAUGCAGGGGUGGAGAUAUCGGCUGGUAUCUACUGUAUGUCUAGCCUGUGUGCAGGGGUGGGGAUUUCGGCUGGUGUCUACUGUAUGUCUAGCUUGUAUGCAGGGGUGGGGAUAUCGGCGGGUAUCUACUGUAUGUCUAGCCUGUAUGCAGGGGAGGGGAUAUCGGCUGGUAUCUACUGUACGUCUAGCCUGUAUGCAGGGGUGGAGAUAUCGACUGGUAUCUACUGUAUGUCUAGCCUGUAUCCAGGGGUGGGGAUAUCGGCUGGUAUCUACUGUAUGUCUAGCCUGUAUGCAGGUGUGGAGAUAUCGGCUGGUAUCUACUGUAUGUCUAGCCUGUAUGCAGGGGAGGGGAUAUCGGCUGGUGUCUACUGUAUGUCUAGCCUGUAUGCAGGUGUGGAGAUAUCGGCUGGUAUAUACUGUAUGUCUAGCCUGUAUGCAGGGGUGGAGAUAUCGACUGGUAUCUACUGUAUGUCUAGCCUGUAUGCAGGGGUGGAGAUAUCGGCUGGUAUAUACUGUAUGUCUAGCCUGUAUGCAGGGGUGGAGAUAUCGACUGGUAUGUACUGUAUGUCUAGCCUGUAUGCAGGGGUGGAGAUAUCGGCUGGUAUCUACUGUAUGUCUAGCCUGUAUGCAGGGGUGGAGAUAUCGGCUGGUGUCUACUGUAUGUCAAGUCUGUAUGCAGGUGUGGAGAUAACGGCUGGUAUCUACUGUAUGUCUAGCCUGUAUCCAGGGGUGGAGAUAUCGGCUGGUAUCUACUGUAUGUCUAGUCUGUAUGCAGGGGUGGAGAUAUCGGCUGGUAUCUACUGUAUGUCUAGCCUGUAUCCAGGGGUGGAGAUAUCGGCUGGUAUCUACUGUAUGUCUAGCCUGUGUCCAGGGGUGGAGAUAUCGGCUGGUAUCUACUGUAUGUCUAGCCUGUAUGGAGGUGUGGAGAUAUCGGCUGGUAUCUACUGUAUGUCUAGCCUGUAUGCAGGGGUGGGGAUAUCGGCUGGUAUCUACUGUAUGUCUAGCCUGUAUCCAGAGGUGGAGAUAUCGGCUGGUAUCUACUGGGUGGGGAUAUCGGCUGGUAUCUACUGUAUGUCUAGCCUGUAUGCAGGUGUGGGGAUACCAGCUGGUAUCUACUGUAUGUCUAGCCUGUAUGCAGGUGUGGGGAUAUCGGCUGGUAUCUACUGUACGUCGAGUCUGUAUGCAGGUGUGAGGAUAUCGGCUGGUAUCUACUGUAUGUCUAGCCUGUAUGCAGGUGUUUGGAUAUUGGCUGGUAUCUACUGUACGUCGAGUCUGUAUGCAGGUGUGGGGAUAUCGUCUGGUAUCUAUUGUACGUCGAGUCUGUAUGCAGGUGUGGGGAUAUCGGCUGGUAUCUACUAUACGUCUAGUCUGUAUGCAGGUGUGGGGAUAUCAGCUGGUAUCUACUGUAUGUCUAGCCUGUAUGCAGGGGAGGGGAUAUCGGCUGGUAUCUACUGUAUGUCUAGUCUGUAUGCAGGUGUGGGGAUAUCGGCUGGUAUCUACUGUAUGUCUAGCCUGUAUGCAGGUGUGAGGAUAUCGGCUGGUAUCUACUGUAUGUUUAGUCUGUAUGCAAGGGUGGGGAUAUUAGCUGGUGUCUACUGUUUGUCUCGUCUGUAUGCAGGGGUGGGGAUUUCGGAUGGGGUGGGGAUUUCGACUGGUAUCUACUGUACAUCCCGCCUGUAUGAAGGGGUGGGGAUAUCGGCUGAAGUCUACUGUACAUCCCGCCUGUAUGCAGGGGUUGUGAUAUCGGCUGAUGUCUACUGUACAUCCCGCCUGUAUGAAGGGGUGGGGAUAUCGGCUGAUGUCUACUGUACAUCCCGCCUGUAUGCAGGGGUUGGGAUAUCGGCUGAUGUCUACUGUACGUCUAGUCUGUAUUCAGGAGGAUAUCGGCAUGUAUCUCAU